AGUGGGAAAAAAUGUAUAUUUUUGGUGGAGGAAUCGUGUUACGCCCAAUUGGUUAAGCGGUAUACUGUCAAAAAUAUAGAUAUUCAGAACAUAUUAUUCUCAAUAGUUGGCCGGUCUUGAAUUUCAUUCGGUCCGACAGUUCUUAACGGGUAACACGACCACGUGAUCCAAAAACCUUACUGAUAGAAUAUACAACAUUAAGUCCAAGUUAAGUUAUAUUCUCCGAUACAAGAUUAAGUCAACAUUAAAUUUCAACUAAGAUUAGAUAGAUAUUCGUUAAAAAUAGAAUAAAUAGCAACUAUAGUUUUAUUAUUAUAAUAAUAUACGUUAACGGUUUUCGAUUUACUUAUGUCUAAUUAAAUUACCCAAUACUGUGGCAGAGGCACAGCUCAACAUCAUAAUAAUAUUAAUCUACCUACCAAAGCACGGGAUCGUAUAACAUAACGUCAUAAUCAAACCGAUUCGCUAUAUGAGUGAUGCCGAGCUCCAAAUCUAAUAGCGUUGAGAUAUUUUUGAAAUAACACUACAACAUCACGACUACAGAGACAGCACAGAUUACGGCCAAGAUAAGUAUUAAACGAAGAUUAAAAAUGAGCAAGGAGGUUCAGGAAAAUAUUAAGUAUUUGAUUAAAAGACCAAAAACACCAGAGAUCAAACCUUUGAUGCACCGUUCAGUUUUCAACAAUUCGAUUAAAAGGGAUUACAUGUCAAAUAGGGGCUGUCACCAAACAAUGGGUUAUGCUGAAGUCAAGCUCAAUCAUCCGUCGAAGUUUUUAAAAAAACAUACCAGAAUAGUGAAAAGACCAUUUGUCGAUUCCUUAAAACCAGUGCUACCCAAUGAAAAAUGUAGUCAACGAUGUAGUAGAUCGCCCAAUUUUCAAAGGAAAACCAAUAAAAUUCAAAGAAAUUUCCUGCAUAAAAACAUAAUUGACGUCAUAAGAAAGGUGCCGCCAUUGCCAAGGCAUCGGGUACAGGACAGUCGGAAUGGGCACACAAUGGUUCUAGAUGAAGCGGGCCUAGAGCCCACGUAUGUAUCCAAGAAGAAUUUUGGAAAAACACCUUCGUAUAUUAAGAAAAUAAUUAAGGAAAAGGAAAUGGAAAAACUAGCUGAGGUCGACCGUGUACUGGCGAUCAAGCCACCGUUGCGCUAUUUACCAGAAGAAGAGCGUAAACAGUUAUUGAAAGGAUUGAAGUCCAAUUGGGAUGAAUUGUACACAGAAUUUUUAUUAUUACCUAUGGUCACCGACUCAGUACCAAAAGUUAAUCGAAAAUCCCGGAUUGAGAAUGAACUAAAUAAUUUAGAAAUAGACAUCGACCUAUUGGAACGGUACCCAUCACUAUACGUGUGUGAUAACUAGACUCCAAAAGUGUCAUGACAUUUGCAUGAAGUAUUUUACGAAAUAUUUUAAUAUUUUUAUGCGUGUGAAAAAAAAAUAAAAAAAAAAUAAAAAAUGGUUUUCAUAUCUAUUUAAAUACUUAGGGCGAGAAAACAUUUAAAAAAACUUCUGUACCCUCUCCCCCAUCUUUAUUUGGAAAAAGCAUACAAUAUCAUACAACACAUUGCUGCCCACCCUGUGAAAAUGUCUGCAGCGAGCCUAUUAUGCUAUGUAUUACAGGUAUGCGUAUGUAUCAUAUCCGUCAAAUGGUAUUGUUUUUUGCUUAAGACAUGAAAAACACUUUUUGUUCGCAAAAUAUAAGGCACUGCAGUAUACAAUUUUUAAGACUUUAUAUCGCGUAUUUUUACUUUAAACUACGAUAAGAUCGCACACUAAUAAUUUAUCGUUACCAUUAUUUUGUUACAUAUUAAGGACAACGUCACCACAGUGCACUUGAAUCGUCCGGACGGGCAUAAAUUCCCCAGAUCGAUGAAUAAUUUACAUAAUACAGUACCCACCUACAUUAUGAUAUUAUUGUUUGCGUAUAUUAUACACGUGUAUAAUUUUCCCGUAAAUAAUUUUUCCCACCCCCUUCCUACCGUUUAGUAUAAUCGACUGGACAGCGAUUUUAAUCCCGAAGGAUUUUGUUGUUGUUUAUAUAUUUUGUUUUUUCUGCUGUGUCCGGAUUUUACACGUCACACAGAGUGCGUAUACCCGAGUGGAGGACUACCCGAAUUUCAAUUGAUAUUUUUAAAGCUGUUCGAUAUUUUAUUCUUUUUUUGUACUCCCAAAUUAUUUAUUAAUAGGUUAAGUCCAAAAACUGAAUGGCUUUAGAUCAGUAUAACAUUUGCAGAAUAUAAUAUGGUAAUACAAAUAAUUUCCACAAGAAAUGAGUAUAAGA
Rhopalosiphum padi (bird cherry-oat aphid) is the source of this 2277-nucleotide messenger RNA. Its product is annotated as enkurin-like. The transcript has 5 exons. NCBI's taxonomy places the organism in Eukaryota, Metazoa, Arthropoda, Insecta, Hemiptera, Aphididae. Gene Ontology annotation, molecular function: calmodulin binding. The coding region runs from base 591 to 1358 and encodes 255 amino acids. Gene Ontology annotation, cellular component: acrosomal vesicle. The record is from RefSeq and is a predicted model, not a curated record.